GGUUGCGAAAAUAAAUUAGUAGGUACAGAAAUCAGACAACAAGCACACAUUAAAUUAUGAGUUCGAAUCCGGGUAUCCUCAAUAAACGACAGACUUUUUAGUUAAUGAAUUUGGAAAAAAACGUGAACGUGAAUGUGUAAAAUAUAUGUACCUUCACUUCUUCUCCUUGGAGUAUAUAUUCUUUUCUACAUGGGCUAGGUAGAGUUAGGGCUAGGAUUUAUAAACUCGUAUGUACCAUAGAUUUAAGAGUCGAUACAGAGUACCUAUAUGUACCUACAAAGGUACCUACUCUUUGCGCCCGUGUUUGUGUUUUCGUGUUUCUAUGGAAACGUUAACUUAUAAUACUAUACUAUUUCAAUAUCAUUGAAUUGAAUAGUAAAUUAACAUUUAAUCCCAUAAAAAUGGCUGAAAACAAUAUAGCAUUGCAUUAUUUCAAUAAAAAUACAUUUCAACAAAGCGAUUCAGAAGAGUAUCACGAAAUAGGCCAUGAGGCAUUAGAGGAAACCCUAUUCUUCCCUAAAGUUCCCGUCAAACCUAUCAAGGAAUACGAUUUCUUCACAGUGUAUGAUACGAGCAAUUUAAAAAAACGCCCACCAAAAAAGAAGAAAAGGAGAAAAGAAAGUAAAUCAAAAACUAUAAUAGACGUAAUACAUUCAGAGUUAGCAAGCAAAAGUAUUCUCAUCGAGAAUAAUAUCGUCAUAAUUGAUUCCAAACAGCGCGAAAAUUAUUUAGAAAAAUUAACCCGAAUCCAUCCAAUAUCAAAGUCAGUUGGAUCUCGAAACUUAGAUGCUGAAAAUGGAUUAAACAGCCACAAAAUAGAUUAUAUCAGUCCAGUGUUUCCUCGAGUAGUAGAAAAUAAUGGCAGCAAGGAAUCAACUGUACCAGUACAAUACACAGAACCAUCAUUAUUUAGUGGCAUAGCCUCAGAAUACUUAGAAAGCGGCAUUAAGCAGUCGCCCAAAUUCUUUGAUAUUGUAUUAAAAAAUAUUAGAUUUAAGCAUCACCAUGAAUUCACUCUUGAAAAGUUGUGUUCACUAAAGUUAGUGGAAUAUUAUGAUAAAUAUGAAAGCACGGCGAAUUCAAUAAAAGAGCUAAUCAGACAAAUUGACGUUAAUAGGAGAACAGCGAUAAGUUUAAAAGAAAAGCUGACAAAAAUAAGUCCCCAUAGAAAAGAAGAAACAAAAUAUGAUAAAAAUGUACUAAAAUAUACAAAAAAUAUGGUAGACUUAAAGGAGAAAUAUUAUCAUUCAUUAGAUGAACAGAAGGAUAAUAUACAUAGAAUUAUGUCUCUCUGGGCAGAUAUUGAAUCAAUAAGAGAAAAAUGUGGCUUUACAAAAACCGAUUUAUUUUUAGAAAUUUGUAAUAAAGAAAUGGAGCAAAGUGAAUACGAAAAGCAGUGGAACAAGGUUUUUGAGGUAGAAUAUUCUGAUAUGAUACUUAAAAUUGAACACGAUUUUAUAAAUAGCUAUCUGGAAUAUAAGGAAUUUAAACGCCAAAGAAACGAACAACAUAACAUUAUAAAACCAAAGUUAGACAUAGAUUAUGAUAAAUUAAAAGAAACCGUAGAAUCAUUGGUUAAUUCCAUGGUAUUGAAAACAAACAUUAACUUAUUAUUAAAAAGAGAUCGCAGUCUAAUAAGCAGUGCAAACAAUCUAAGGAAAUCCUCAUUUGUAAAUAACUACUGCUUCAAAGUCUACGUAGAUGAUCUUUUUGUUUGUGAAACUGAUAGUUAUGUAUGUAAGGAAGAUCAUGGUGAUAUCGAUUUCAUUGAACAUUUAUCAAUAGAAAUACUUCCGUAUAAUAAAUCGUUGAGCAUUGUUUUAUUUGAAAACAAUGAAGAAAUGUCUUCGUUUCAAAUUAAGCUUCCUGACAUUAAGAAAAAUUCUAUUGAAACUAAUUUGAUGAAUACUUUUGUAUUUAAUAAAAUUGAGGAACCAAGUACUAGAUAUAUUGGCAGUGGAUAUGACAUUAAAGAAAUUGCUGCUAGAAAUAAAGUUAGAUUAAAGUCAAGCAAUUUAUUCAAAGGUGAAUUAAUGACAAGCUGCGAUGUAAAUAUUCAGUUGGGUUGGAAUAAUAAGUAUAAUGACAGUGGAUUUGAAUCUAUUAGGUCACAUAUGGAUACUAGGCGUCUAAUCAAUCAGUUACUUCUUGGUAAAAAUGAGUUAUGUCUGAACAAAAUAACGGAAAUAAUAAAUAAUUUGUAUAAUACUAAUAUCGAAGACAAUCAAAAUAUAAUGAUUGCAUUAAAAGGCAUUUGUAAAAGUAGACUUAACAUUGAUAACAGUUUUAAUUUUAAUAUGAAUGAUGGAGAAUUAAUUAGAUUUAAAUUGUUACGUCUAAGAUCAACUGGUGGUCUUGUAGAUUCAGAAAAUAAAAGUAUACCAUUAUUUACAAGUCAAAUGUCUACAGAAUUGUUAAGUUGUCUAGAAAAAAGUCAACAAAAACAUUUAGUAUAUCACAAUAUUAAAAAAGAAACUGAUAAUACAAUUGACGUACAGAGAUUCGUAGGAAUGAAAUUUAUUGAAAAGCUAAACAAAAAUGUCAUGAAAACAGUAAAUGAUCAUCUAUUAAAGGUCACUUAUAAAGAUGUCGUGAGAGACUACGAAGAACUGAGUUUAAGAGCGUUGUUUUCAAACCAAAUAAAUCUAACAUUAGGAGCUGCUAGUAGUGUAUCCAAACAUAAACUUAUAAAAGAUAGUUUAAUGACGGAGCAAGAAAUUUAUGUAACGGCAUAUAAAGCGUAUAAUUUGACAUGCAGAAGUGAGGUGACCAUAGCAGACGAUGAAUAUGAUUGCGAUAAUAAUAUAGCAGGUUUUAAAAUUCAUGCGCUUCGACCAUUCGUACAAGUCAGCUAUCACGGCAUAAGCGCUCAAACUGUUACAGCGAUAGGUCGGCAUCCAUCAUGGAAUCAGAUACUCAAAAUUAAAACAAGGUUGGAGCCAUUAUCAUCGCUUCACAUCAAUAUUUACGAUCAAUGCAAGGAGCAUCUCAACAAAACGUACUCCGAUGACCAAUCUCAAAGUACCGUCAUUUAUCGCAAAUUUAACAAAUGGCUUGGGACUAUCAAUAUACCAAUGCAGACUGUUUUAAGUUUGGGAAAUGUCCGAGGUACAUUCAAAGUGAGCCUACCCCCGUUGCUUUUUGGCUAUGAAAACUCUAAGCUAAAACAAGGAGGAUCAAAAAUUUCUGAGCUAUCUCGACUGAUGAAGAAAGAAUCAAGUUUUCUAGCUCUUCAAAUAUCGACAAGCAUAUCUCAUUUAGGAGGAAUUGAAACCUAUCGCCAACCGAUUACAAAUGACUCGGAACCCAAUUUUAUCAUAAGACAUCUGAAUGAGUUUGUAACAGAGUACAUAAAGGAAUUUCCCACAAGAAAUAUUUCUCUAACAUUCAUUGAUAGUACGGGAAAGAAUAAAUGCGUUUCCGAGUUCUUACAAACAAUUCCCGUCCCCGGUUAUGAAUGUUUUCCAAUAGACCCGAAGAAGACUGAAUCAGCUCGUUCAAAAAGUUCUGGCUAUUCGAAAAGUUCCUCUUCAAAAAGCAGUAGAAAGAAGUCCUCAAAUGACGACAAGGAGUCAUUGAGUGUUGAUACUUAUAAAGGUGGCGAAAAUCAAUUGAUGAAGUAUGUAGAUGCUGUAGUCAGAUAUGUAUCGCUGAUACCGACGUACGAAAUGGUGGAGCCAUAUGUUGUCUCUUUGAUGGGAGUGGAACUUUUGAAGGUGCUUUAUGGCUCUCCAUUAGACCACGCAAUUUUAUUGGCAAGUUUCUUCCUCCAUCUGCAAAUUAAAUGCUGGAUCGUAAUUGGCUUUGCCUUACCUCGCGGUUUGAGCGGUUAUGUGUUGGUCCAACACUAUCGUAACAAGAUAUUGAAAUGCAACGAUGAGAUGAGAACUACGGGCAUUUGCGGUGGAGAUGAAGGAUUCGCUUGGUACAUUUACGACGCGGUGGCGGGCGAGAGAUAUGAGCUGAGAGAAAUUGGAUGUCCGUUGAAAACAGUCAGUUAUGUUUUCGAUUCGGAAAAUAUAUGGGUCAAUGUACAGUCAGCACAAGACUGUGAAAAUGUGUGCCUUAAUUUUUCCAAGUCCUCAGAAUGGCAAACCGUUUUCAACAAACCUUUAUUUAUCACAAGACCAAUAAGCGACAAUUUGUACAGCAAACCGGAAAAUGUCGAAAGUCUUCGAGAAACGUUGGAAACGAAAAUCAAAAACAAAAUUCAAAAAUGGCGGUCGCAUGUCAAAACUAUUUGGAAUAGAUAUUGUAGCACCCUGUUGAGAGAAAUGCUGCCCCAUUGGGAAUAUUGGUCAUUUAACCCGGCAGAAAUACAGCCGAACCCUGGAAAUCGUUUGAAACAAUUUAUGGCUACUUACAAGAUGUACGGUUUCCCGCUGAACGUGCCAUAUUUGAAUUCGAAGCUUAUAAUUUCGAGGAUAAAAUCCACAGCGAUUUACAUAAACGAUGAUCCAAACGUUGAAUUUGGCCUGGGCAUCGAAGUGUACGGCUAUCCGAACAAUGUAUUAAGUGUUUGGGUGUUCCUUGCGAGCAUAACAAGAAUUUAAUAUUGAUUUAAUAAACUACUAAAUAAAAUACAAUGUUCAUUUCUGAUAAAUAAUUCCUGGGGCAAUAUUCCUGUCAGAGUUAGAUUUACCUAUGCCUACAUAUCAUAAUAUACUUACUCGUCACAAUAUGCAUCUUUUUUUAUUCUUUACAAGUUAGCCCUUGACUACAAUCUCACCUAACCUUAAGUGAUGAUCUAAUAUGGAAGUGGGCUAACUUGAUAGGAGGAUGAAAAUACACAUCCAUUUCGGUUUCUACACGACAUCGGAACGCUAAAUCGCUUGGCGAUACGCCUUUGCCUUUAUAAUGAUAACUAGCUUC
Molecule: messenger RNA, 4872 nt
Organism: Bicyclus anynana (squinting bush brown)
Lineage: Eukaryota; Metazoa; Arthropoda; Insecta; Lepidoptera; Nymphalidae
Gene: Cc2d2a
Product: coiled-coil and C2 domain-containing protein 2A
Exons: 11
Coding region: 402-4553 (1383 amino acids)
Biological process (GO): non-motile cilium assembly; protein localization to ciliary transition zone
Cellular component (GO): ciliary transition zone
Source: RefSeq, a predicted model, not a curated record